Messenger RNA from Hepatospora eriocheir, 567 nucleotides. The record is from the annotation of a GenBank genome assembly. Lineage: Eukaryota; Fungi; Microsporidia; Hepatosporidae.
AUGAAAUUAAAUAAACCAGAAAAGAUACUUUACAGUCUAAAUAUUAUUCAAUUUAUUAUAGGAGCUUCAUUUUUUAUAUGUGCCUAUUUAAAUACACCAAUAUUAAAACAUUUAGUCUAUUUCUGGCAUACAGAAAAGUAUUUAUUAAAUAAGAAUAGAAUUGAAAUUAAAGAACUUCUCACUAAAAAUAAUAUCAAUGUAGAUGGUGAGAUGUGGCAAAAUGAUCCUAAAUCAUUAUUCUUUAUUAAAAACGACAAAGACACUUACAUGUUUAUGUCGGCUAAAAACAAAUUUGUUGUAGAUAGCAAUAGGCUAGAAAAGAGUAUUAAGAAUAAAUUAUCAGUAUUUGGAUCAAAAAACACCAAAGAGUUCUAUAACAUACUUGGAAGUUCAAUUGAAGGAGGAUUUGAUGUCUUUUUAAAAUACAUCUCAGGUGAUUUAUUUGAAUUUUUAAGUCCGUUAACACUAAAAAAAGAUCAACAGAUAGAUUCAUCAACAUAUAUUGAUUUAAUUCAAAUAGCCAAAGCAUCAAGAGAAAAGACACCAUCUAUCUUUACAAUGAUUUGA